AUGAAGGAACAAUUUUCCUUUAUGAAACUGGAUGCUUAUUUUACUUUUCACCAGUUCCAAAUGCUGAGACUAUACAUCUUGCUCAGUUUGAUGUGCUGGACAAGUUCUGAUAGAAGAAAAGAAUGCCUUAAAUUCAGUGAUCUGAGUUUAGGAGAUGCCUUCAUUGAUUUGUUUAAGCCAAGACUAAAAUCAACAAUGAUAAUGUAUACAAAACAACUCACUAACUGUGGGGAACCUGUAUUUGGACAGAAUUAUACACUCAAUACUAAUUUCAACAUAACUAAGAAAACUGUCUGGAUUAUUCAUGGAUACAGACCAACAGGCUCAACCCCAAGCUGGCUUUCCACCUUUCUUGAACGUUUGCUGAAAAAAGAAGAUGUGAAUGUAAUUGUAGUAGACUGGAACUGGGGUGCUACAACUUUGAUUUAUCAAAGAGCUGUUCAAAAUACCAGAAAAGUUGCCAUAUUUUUAAAGGAACAUAUUGACAAAAUGUUGACAUUUGGAGUUUCUCUUGACUCUUUUCAUUUUAUAGGAGUGAGCCUGGGGGCUCAUAUAAGUGGGUUUGUUGGACAGAUGUUUAGUGGCCAGCUAGGAAGAAUUACAGGUCUUGAUCCAGCAGGUCCAUUUUUUUCUGGGAAACCACCACAUAAGAGAUUAGAUUAUACUGAUGCACAGUUUGUUGAUGUCAUCCAUUCUGACAGCAAUGCUCUUGGAAUCAAACAACCUUUAGGACAUAUAGAUUUUUAUCCAAAUGGAGGAAAAACUCAACCUGGCUGCCCAAAAUCAAUAUUUUCAGGAGCUUCAUUUAUUAAAUGUGAUCACCAAAGAGCUGUUUAUUUGUUCCUGACAUCCUUGGAAACAAAAUGUGAUUUAACUGGAUAUCCUUGCUAUUCACACAAAGAUUAUAGGAAUGGUAAAUGUACCACUUGUGAAGAGUUUAAACCAAAACCAUGUCCCAAACUAGGUUAUUAUGUGGACCAGUGGAAAGACAUUUUAAUUAAAAGGCAGCCUCCUGGACUGAAUGUUUAUUUUGAUACUGCUGACAAGGAGCCAUUCUGUAUGUAUCAUUAUGUUCUUGAUAUUGUUGUUUUGGAUAAUGUUACAGAGGAAGGUUAUAUGAAAGUUAAAUUAAUAGAUAUAUAUGGAAAAGUAGAAGAAUCAAAAAUCAAAAGUUACGUGGCUACAUCUCCUAUCUAUGAAGAAGUCAGUAUUCUUGCUGGAUUUUACUAUGACUUUAAAGACAUUUCAAAAAUUGUUUUGACAUAUUCUCAAAAGAAUGCAAAACCUAAGUGUUCUAAAUGCAAAUACAAGAUUCACCAUAUAAAAUUAAGAUCACUUACAAAUCCAGAAAGACCACAGCUUUGCAGGUAUGAUUUUGAACUGAAAGAAAAUGUGGAAACAACACUCAAACCAUAUUCCUGUACCCCAACAGACAUGUAG
This is a messenger RNA of Trichosurus vulpecula (common brushtail), 1440 nucleotides long. It is a transcript of the gene LIPI, whose product is annotated as lipase I. Bases 1 to 1440 code for a protein of 479 amino acids. NCBI's taxonomy places the organism in Eukaryota, Metazoa, Chordata, Mammalia, Diprotodontia, Phalangeridae. Gene Ontology annotation, biological process: lipid metabolic process. Gene Ontology annotation, molecular function: carboxylic ester hydrolase activity; lipase activity. The record is from RefSeq and is a predicted model, not a curated record. The transcript is spliced from 10 exons.